UCACAGUCUGUUACAGUCGCAGCUUACAACAGAGUUCUGAGGAUAUUCAGUUCAGUGAUUUUCAGCAAAAUCUUGUCUGCAUAAUCAUCAUGGAGAUUCAAAGUCCAGCGAUCCCUCCGUCAGUGCCUGAGGACGCUGAAUUGGGGCCGGUGAACUUCAAUGGACUUCAGCAUGAACACAUGAACGCAGGAGAAUCUGAGAUGCCUGUGUUGAAAUCCCAGAGAAGACGCAGUGAUGUGAAAGUCUACAAAGAGUUCUGUGACUUCUAUGUGCGCUUUAACAUGGCGAAUGCUUUAGCAAAUGCAGUAUGUGAGCGAUGUAAGAGCACCUUCACACCCACAGAGAAGAUCGUCAACAGUGACGGCGAGUUGUAUCACGAGCAGUGCUUCGUCUGUGCGCAGUGUUUUCAACAGUUUCUGGAGGGGCUCUUUUAUGAGUUUGAGGGCAGGAAAUACUGUGAGCAUGAUUUCCAGAUGCUGUUUGCUCCGUGCUGUCAUCAGUGUGGAGAGUUCAUCAUAGGUCGUGUAAUAAAGGCCAUGAACAGCAGCUGGCACCCGCACUGUUUCUGCUGUGAUAUCUGUCAGACUGUGCUCGCUGAGGUGGGCUUUGUCAAAAAUGCAGGCAGACACUUGUGUCGUCCGUGUCAUAAUCGUGAGAAGGCUCAUUGUUUGGGCAAAUACAUCUGUCAGAAGUGUCACGCCAUCAUUGAAGAUCAUCCUCUUAUAUUCAAGAAUGAUCCGUAUCACCCCGACCACUUCAGCUGCAAUAACUGCGGUAAAGAGCUGACGGCUGAUGCAAGGGAACUGAAAGGUGAGCUGUAUUGCUUGCCAUGCCAUGAUAAGCUGGGCGUGCCAAUCUGCGGUGCCUGCAGGAGACCUAUAGAGGGGCGUGUGGUAAAUGCUAUGGGCAAACAGUGGCACGUUGAGCAUUUUGUGUGUGCUAAAUGUGAGAAACCGUUUCUUGGUCACCAGCAUUAUGAGCGCAAGGGCCUGGCGUACUGUGAGACGCAUUACAACCAGCUCUUUGGCGAAUGCUGUUACCACUGUAACCGUGUCAUAGAGGGAGACGUUGUGUCUGCGUUGAAUAAGGCCUGGUGCGUCAACUGCUUCACCUGUUCCACAUGCAACUCUAAGCUGACUCUCAAGGAUAAGUUUGUGGAGAUGGAUCUUAAGCCGGUGUGUAAGCGCUGCUAUGAGCGAGUGCCAGAGGACCUCAAGAGACGUUUAGCCAGGCGUGAACGUGACACGAAAGACAAGAGAAAGAAAAUCCCCAUCUGUAUAUAACCAGUCUCAUCUCUAGUUGUGUUCUCUCAUAGGUGUUUUUAGAAGACAGGAAAACAGUGUGCAGGACGUAUGUUAAUGAAGAGACUUAAGAAUCUGAUCAUUACAGUCAAGACUGUUUUCAAGCAGCUUUCUGAAACAGAGGCGACAGUUUGUAAAAGUUAUACUCAAUUACAUAAUACAACAAAAUAAGGCCAUAAUAUCUGAGUUUAUGGAACAUUUAUCUGGCCAAGAAUUUGUUGUAGGCUACUUUUUAUCAUUUGUAUGUUACAAGCUGUAUCACAAUAACAAAACACAUAUUUUACUGCGGUUUUCUGUUUCAAUAAAGACCACUAUUAAUUUACUGUUAAACUCUAAAAAGAUGGUGUGUCCAUACAUAAAAAUAGCCCUAUGUAUUUCUAUGUAUUUUAGCUGUUGUAAAUUAAGGUGUGUCAUUUUGUGUUCUUGCUUGAGUUGUGAAGGAUUGUAUUUGACGUGUCAUAGUCAUUAUUAUAAAUAUUUUUGCAGUUGCAAAAUUAUUCACAUAUUUCUCACAUUUUGAUUGUUGAUACAUUUUGACACAAAUAAGAGACCAAUUGCAUUCUUUUUUUGUCAUUAACAUUUUAUUAAUUCCAUACAUAAAAAAUUAUAUAAAAUUAGGACAAACAUAAAUACAUGGAAUCAUUUAUAUCCAUAUUAUUUCAAAUAAAUUUGGCUAAACUAUCAUAUUCAGGGAUGUAGUGGAGGCUAAACGCACGUAAACGCCGUUUACGCACCUCCCAAAAUUCGGAAAUAGCAUUUACCCACCUCCAAAGUGGGUUUAUCCACCUCUAAAUUGCGUUUAUCCACCUCUAAAUAGAUAGUUCCUAAGCCAUUUUAAAUUAAACUUAUGUCGUUUUAGUUUCAUAUUGUUCAUUAUUAGUUUCAUAGGUUGUUAAACCUAAGACGAAGUCUUUCAUAAUGCGCGUGCAUCGAUAUUGACUACUACCAGCUAUAUACAGCGUGCUGACCUCAAAAAUCCAGCUGUAUUCUAACAAUAACUUAGCUCUCCUUAUUAGCUAGGCUCCUUGCAUGCUGGCUAAUAACAUAGCAAUUUUUCUCUGGCCCAGCUCCGGCCCACACAACCUGCUUUUGCUUGGCCCACAUACCGCAAUGAAUGACGGCCCUAGUGUGGACCAGGUCUGGAUUCCAGACAAGGGCUACACAUGGGCCAUAACUGGGCCAAGUCUCAGCCAAGUUAAUUACCCAUAACUGGCCCAGAAUUGGGCCAGAUCAAAAUGUAACAUUGGAACCAAAACAUAACCUUAAGUAAACCAUAUCAACACCAGUAUUUAAGCAGAAAGGCCAGAACUGAGCCACACCCGAGACUGAAACACAGGUGAACUAAAACCUGGCAGCCACAAUAUGGGCCACAGAUGGGCCAUGACAGAUCCACAAUAUGGGCCACAGAUGGGCCAUGACAGAUCCAUAUCUCAGCCACCUGUAUGACCAUAGCUGGCCCUAUUCUGGUCUGGACCAGAUGAGUUCCAUGUCAGCCUCAACACCACCAUAACCAAGCCACUUACACACCCCUCCCAGAUGAAUAGUCACAACAAGACAGUAUUCUGAACAAAUAUUUAUUUGUGUUAAACAUCAAAGCAUUGGCAUCUGACAUUUUUCAGUUGUACAAACAACUCCUAUCUAAAAUGGCACUCCUCUCUCA
Molecule: messenger RNA, 2961 nt
Organism: Xyrauchen texanus (razorback sucker)
Lineage: Eukaryota; Metazoa; Chordata; Actinopteri; Cypriniformes; Catostomidae
Gene: lims2
Product: LIM and senescent cell antigen-like domains 2
Exons: 11
Coding region: 90-1283 (397 amino acids)
Biological process (GO): cell-cell adhesion; positive regulation of substrate adhesion-dependent cell spreading; positive regulation of integrin-mediated signaling pathway
Cellular component (GO): cell-cell junction; focal adhesion; cytoplasm
Source: RefSeq, a predicted model, not a curated record